This is a messenger RNA of Aureococcus anophagefferens, 990 nucleotides long. RefSeq lists its product as hypothetical. The record is from RefSeq and is a predicted model, not a curated record. NCBI's taxonomy places the organism in Eukaryota, Pelagophyceae, Pelagomonadales, Pelagomonadaceae. Bases 1 to 990 code for a protein of 329 amino acids. The transcript is spliced from 2 exons.
AUGACGCGUUUCGGCAGCUUGUUAGCCGGUGCCGUGCGCGACGGUUUCGCCAAGGACGUGGACGACGUGAAUUCGGUAGAUUACGGUGGUUGCAAAUCAGAAGUACCGGAGGCGGACACGACGUCGAUUACGGCCAUCAUCGACCAGCAGCGGGAGGAGGGCGACGCCAAGGCGGCAAUGACCCUCGCACGGGAGUACACGAUGGAAUUCGUGGACGAAGAACAUGCCGCCGCGAAGCGCGAGGAAGAAGACCUCGCGUACGCGGAGCGCCUCGACAUCGAGCUCAAGGACGAAUUGGUCGCCGAGCGCCGCGACCGCGAGCUCAAGGACGGCGACUGUGCCAAGGCGGCGCAGCUCGAGCUCGACGGAGCGGAGGCCUUCGAGCGGGGCCUGGCGGAGGCCAAGGGCCUGGAGGAGGCGAAAAGGCUCGAAGCGCGGAUCGCGCGGUCGAAUUUCGCGGCGCGCAAGCGCCGCGACGCGCUCGCGAGCGACGAGGAUCUGAACGUGGGCCAGUGCUGGCGCGACGCCAUGAAGCGCGUCGACCUCGAGGACGUCGGCGACGCCGUGGCGCUGUCCGUCCAGCUCCCGUCCCUCGCGGACGUCAAGGUCGAGGCGUCCGGCAAGGUCGUCAAGGUCGUCGCGACGCGCGCGUCCGCGGCCCUCCGCGCGUCGAACUGGGCGUCCAAGGACGCGGGGCCCAAGACCAUCACGCUCAAGUUCGAGCUGGUCUGCCCCAAGUCCGCCUCCGACGUCUCCUACGACUACGACUGCGAGGCCGGGCUGUUGCACCUCUUUCUGGACGGUAUCCAGCUCGCGUCUCUGGACGAGGCGACGCGGGCGAAGACGCUCACGAGCCUCCGCGCGCGCCUCGCUCAGUCCGCGGCGGCGAAGGUCGCCAGCUUCAAGAAGGCGUUUGCCGGCGGCCCCGCAGGUGACGCCGCGCCGGACCUGUCCCUCGUCGGCCUCGGCAUCACGCCCAAGGCCAUCUAG